Messenger RNA from Oryzias melastigma (Indian medaka), 1873 nucleotides. RefSeq names its product tripartite motif-containing protein 35. The record is from RefSeq and is a predicted model, not a curated record. Lineage: Eukaryota; Metazoa; Chordata; Actinopteri; Beloniformes; Adrianichthyidae. Gene Ontology annotation, molecular function: protein binding; zinc ion binding. The transcript has 7 exons. Bases 122 to 1564 code for a protein of 480 amino acids.
UAGUCUAGGACAGAAAGAGUUAAAAAUAAGCCCCGCCUCCUCUGAGUGACUCAGCAAAAACCGGAAGUGUUUACAGCUGUCAACACCCUGCUGCUGAAAGGCUGCAGCAGUCAGUGCUGACAUGGCAGGCCGGCUCUCCCUGCCUGAGGUGGACCUCACCUGCCCCGUGUGCUGCGACAUCUUCAGGGAGCCGGUGGUGCUGAAGUGCAGCCACAGCUUCUGCGCGCCGUGCCUGCAGCAGUACUGGACCCGGCAGGGCCGGAGGCGGGACUGCCCCCUGUGCAGAGCCCCCAGCGUGGACGACCCCGUCCCCAGCCUGACCCUCAGGAACCUGUGUGAGGCCUGCGUGACGGAGGACGGGGGUCAGGCCGCCGGGGACGCCGAGGGGGAGCUGUACUGCGACCCCGAGGUCAUGUGCCCCCAACACGGGGAGAAGCUGAAGCUGUUCUGUCUGCUGGACAGGGAGCCCAUCUGUGUGGUCUGCCACACGUCCAGGAAGCACAAGCAGCACGACUGCUGCCCCGUCGGCGAGGCGGUGGCAGACGUGAAGGACAAGAUGAAAUCUGCCCUCAGCUCCUUGAAGGAAAGGCGAGAAUCCUUCGAGAAGAUGAAGAAGAACUUCGAGAACACGGUGGUGCACAUCCAGGAACAGGCCCGAUUUGUGGAGAGGAGGACCCACGAGGAGUUUGAGAAGCUCCACAACUUCCUGCAGGCUGAGGAGGAGUCCAGGAUGGAGGCUCUGAGGAGGGAGGAGGAGCAGAAGAGCGAAGGAGUGAGGCAGCAGAUCCAGGAGUUGGAGGAGGAGCUGUCGUCGCUGAGCGAGACCAUCAAGGUUCUGGAGGAGGAGAUGGUUCUGGAGGACCUGUCGGUGCUCCAUAAAAGCAAGAGUACUCUGGCAAGAGCUGAGCGGCCGGUUGAAGAUCCGGUUCUGGCUCCAGGAUCCCUCAUAGACGUGGCUAAAUAUGUCGGUUCUCUGGCGUUCCAGGUGUGGGAGAGGAUGCAGACGCUGAUCAAAUUCUCUCCCGUCACUCUGGACCCCAACACGGCGGCGCCCUGGCUCGUCCUGUCCGAUGACCUCACCAGCGUCCAGGACAGCGACGUGAAGCAGAAGCUUCCCGACAAUCCGGAGCGCUUCAACCCCGACACCGCCGUGCUGGGCCGGCAGGGCCUCAGCGGCGGCAGGCACGCCUGGGAGGUGGAUGUGGGCGGCAACACGGCGUGGGUGGUGGGCGUGGCCAAAGAGUCCGUCAAAAGGAAGGAGAAGGUGGCCUCGGUGUUGAACAACGGCUACCUGUGCGUGUACUUCUACCACAAAAUGUACUUCGCGGGCACGUCGCCGCUGACGCGGCUGGCGCUGAAGACGAACCCGCGGAGGAUCCGAGUGCAGCUGGACUGCGACAAGGGCAGGAUGUCGUUCUACGACGCGCACACCAACGCGCACAUCCACACCUUCAAGCACAGCCUCAGCGAGACGGUCUUCCCGUACCUGUGGGUGGGCUGCCACAACAGUCCGCUGACCAUCCAGCCUGUGGAAGUUUCCCUCAAACUUCACGAUCUUUCCUAAAAAAUGUCAAGAAAACCUUUUCAAAUCAAGUAGCACAAGUGGCAAUCUUCAAUUUUUACUCUAAAGGAGGAACCGUUUGCACUUUCUUCUACAUUUUCUAACAUUUCUUGGUGGCUUGCUGAUUGUGGUGCUCUUAUUUUGAAAAAUAUUUUUGAAAAUUACAUUUCUUUUAGUAAUUUGCACGUCACUCUUGAAAAUAUUUAAUUAUUUUCAAGAUUUAUGUGGUGAUAUCUAUUGAAAAAUGCUACUAAAUGUUAAAAAAAUGCACGUUUGAUUCUAAAAAUAAUAAUAAAGUUAAAUCUUUACGUC